UAGACACCGCGGGAGAGUCAAACCCAUGGAUGGGACACGCGUGGGGCGGGAUGCCAUGAACAACUGCACCGACCAGGAGUACUGGGACACCCUUGUUUCCCAGUGCAUCCCCUGCAGCCUCGUGUGUGGCCGGCCCACAGCCAGGAGGUGUGAUGCCGUGUGCGAGUCCAUGGACUGCAACAAGACCCCUGGAUUCUACUACGAUGACCUCGUGAGAAGCUGCAUCGAGUGCAGCACCAUCUGUGGGCAGCACCCCAAGGAAUGUGCCCCGACCUGUGAACCCUCUCCCCCGUCGCCCGCGGCCGUGCUGGAGCAGAAGGCGUGUGCGGAGCAGGAGCCGUGGCUCGUGGUGUAUCUGCUGCUGGGGCUCUGCCUCUGCGCCCUCAUCUGCUCCCUGCUCCUGGGCUGGACACACCUACGCAGGAAGGGAGAGAUGGGCUCCUGCCAAGCCGGUGCUGGGACCUGCCACUGCAGGGAGGACUCUGCCAAAGAUCGGCUGGUGGAAGCGGGCAGCGUCGGUGAGGGAUUCACUGGCAGCAGAGCCCCAGAGCCAGUGGAAACCUGUGGCUUCUGCUUCCCUGGACAUGGCUCUGCUGUACAAGAGACCAAAUCAUGCCACAGCACCUUGUGUCACGCUGGGGAAAGAGCUGCUCCCUCCUACACCGGGAUCUGCAGCACGGGAAGCGCUGGGGCCACUCCCAGCCCUGACGACGGCCACUUCAAGUUUUUUUGUUCUCCUUCCCAAGAGAAGACACCCAUGGUGUGACCACAGUAGAUGUUCCUGCACAGGAUCAGAAUGGAGGGGUGCUCCCUCUGCCCCCAAAUCACAGUUGCUUCACCCUCUGCUGCCAGUGAUUGGAACAGCUUCUACCCAGACUGGCCGACCCAGCUCAGGCUUUGCCAGGAGCUGAAGGAUAAAGUGAAGGCUGGAGGUUGCACAGGGCUGUUUGCUCCCACUCAGGAAUUUAAAUUCUCUUAUUCUUGCGCACUCCCAGUGAGUGACAGAAGUCACUUCUCAUUUAGCAGCACCUGACUUCAUCCUCCCUCUUGACCUCUGCAGACCCUCCCGUGCCUCCCAGCCAUUGGGAGGGAUGUCUCGUGGGGGCUCUUCAUCCUGGUCCCACCAUCAGUGACACUUUGUCCACCAGCCCCCACCAGUCCCCAUGGAGAGCUCACCUUUCCCUGCUUGGAAUCUCUGCUGUGCACCAGAACAAUUUACAGCAGAGCUGUAAAUACGUCAAACAUGGACUUGGAUCCAAGGAGUUACUGGUUGAAGCUACAAGGAUCUGGGGUGGAAAGCUCCACUGCCAGCUUCCAGCACUGCUUGGGAGGGGAGAACAGGUCAGUGCUGAAGGUGAGGCUUUACCUCAUGACAGGACAUGAGCAGCUGGGACAGGCAUCAAAAUCCUCAGUGGAAUUUGGUUUAAAUGUGGAAGUUCAUCCAAGGCUGAGAACUUUCUAGAACACUGGAUCUACGUAUGUUUGCUUUGGGUUACUCCAAAUAGCUGUUAAAAGUGAGGAACCAGUUGCAGAUUGAGCUGCUUCAAGGGAAUAUUUUUAUCUGACCUGGCUUUGAAAGCUACCAUAGAAAAAUAAGGAUUUCAACAUAUA
Molecule: messenger RNA, 1611 nt
Organism: Corapipo altera (White-ruffed manakin)
Lineage: Eukaryota; Metazoa; Chordata; Aves; Passeriformes; Pipridae
Gene: TNFRSF13B
Product: TNF receptor superfamily member 13B
Exons: 5
Coding region: 26-766 (246 amino acids)
Cellular component (GO): plasma membrane
Source: RefSeq, a predicted model, not a curated record